Pseudocercospora fijiensis CIRAD86 is the source of this 675-nucleotide messenger RNA. RefSeq lists its product as uncharacterized. The transcript is spliced from 9 exons. Lineage: Eukaryota; Fungi; Ascomycota; Dothideomycetes; Mycosphaerellales; Mycosphaerellaceae. The record is from RefSeq and is a predicted model, not a curated record. The coding region runs from base 1 to 675 and encodes 224 amino acids.
AUGUUUGCCAUGUCUCUGCCUUCGAGACCAAGAAUGAGUGAAGUGUCUCAGCUGCCAGUUCUGGUCCAGGAAGCGUAUCUCUGCACCGUAGCCAGUGGCACCCGUGCCUUCUCGCAGAUACCACCCAUUUCUAGAGGGCAUCAGCAGAUACAAGCAAAAACCGCUGCUCGAAUCUUCAUGUCCAAAGCUUUUCGAUCUGACGCUUCCUCUGCGAUAUUGAGAUUGGACUCAUGGCAAGGGAGAGAGUGCGCCCGCGCAGUGGAUUACUUACGUAAUACUGCCUUGCCGGCGACUGUUCUGUCUAUUCUAUGGUCUAAAAUACAGUGUGAAAAUCCUUCAUUUGCCAAGAAGUCAUGUGAUAGUCAUGUGACUGAGCUGACGCACCGAAGUCUAGGAGUUCGACACCAAUCUGCCCCGGGUUGUUUCAUACGAGUGUGUUAUCUUUUUAUGAAGUGUCUCGGUGUCGGUUCUUCACCCCGCCGUCCAGGAGUUAGUUUUUCAGCGUCACAGCAAUGUUCAAAUAACCCGAAAACAAGUGCUGGGACUGACCGAAUCGGGCGAAACGAGAACGAGGAGAACGCGGGGAAAUCACUGAAGCCAGGGUUUCGAUGCCUCAGGCAGGGCUUGGCGCUUGGCGUUGGGCCAACUCUCCUGCCUUCCUCCCUCUCCUUCUAG